AUGAUCAAAGAGACAUAUGACAAACAAGAAGAACAAAAUUUAAAAAUCACUUUUGAACCUCCAAAUUGUUAUACUCCUCAUUUUUCUCUUCUUCAACCACAAAUUGAAGAAGACCCAGAAAGAUAUCUUAUGUAUAGUUCUGGAGAUAAUUAUGCAUCAUCAAUAUUCUCUACAUAUCCAACAAUAAAUGAAGUAAAAUUUGGGAAACCAAUUGCUGAUACACAUGCAAUUGAUAUCUUUGAUAAUUUUGUCAUUGUUUCAAUUGCCGAUGGUUGUGGGAUGGGAAAUCUUCCUUCAAAAGCAUCUAAAAUCGCAUGUCAAAAAUUUAGAGAUUAUUUAGCUGUUGAAUUAAAUGGAAAAAAAACACCAAAACAAGUUGUUGAUGUAUUACUGAAAGCUGUUGCAUAUAUUCAAACUGAAUUAAUCAAUGGAGCUGAGGAUAUUCACUCAAUUGGGUUGACUACCUUUUUAGGUUGUGUAAUUUUAAAAAUUAAAGGAGAUGAUGAUAAAUAUGCGGUUGCUUACGUUAAUAUCGGUGAUUGUAGAGGUAUAUUGAUGAGACCACAAAACGACAUUUGUUGGGAAUUAGUAAGUGGAUAUAAACCAAGAAUUGAUGUUACAAAUGCAUGUGGAAGAUUAGGACCAGCAGAAUUAGAUAAACCUGAUUUAGGGAAUUUUACAUGUGGAAUUAAUAUUUGUAUGACUGGAGAUAAUUUACUUUUAAUGACUGAUGGAAUAUAUGAUAAUUUUGAUCCAAAUGUUCUUGGUAAAUCUCCUCAAGAUUAUGGAAUUAAUAAAAUGGUUUGGGAUGAAAGUAUUCCAGAACAUCGUAAAAAGAGAAAUGAAAUAUUUUAUUCAUUGUUAAAAGAACUUUACACUUCACCAUCUUCUGCAAAAUUAACUCAAAGCAUUUAUGAUUUUGUUGUUGAAAAAACUUCUGGUGCACGACAACAAAAAAUUGAUAACCAAUUAGGUAAAUAUGGAUUUAAUAUUGUUCCAGGUAAAAUGGAUCAUUCGACUUUUGUUUCUUUAAUUCUAUCAGAAGAAAUGUUUAAAAUUAGAGAAGUAACUGAAGAAGAACUUGAUAUUCCACCUGAUAUGAUGUAA
Messenger RNA from Entamoeba histolytica HM-1:IMSS, 1107 nucleotides. RefSeq lists its product as uncharacterized. The record is from RefSeq and is a predicted model, not a curated record. The transcript has a single exon. NCBI's taxonomy places the organism in Eukaryota, Evosea, Mastigamoebida, Endamoebidae. The coding region runs from base 1 to 1107 and encodes 368 amino acids.